AUGGUUACCAUGGGCCCACCCCAGGGCGUGCGUCCUGGUGACGUUUUGGAAGUUCUUCACGAUUUUGGUGGUCGCGGCGACGAUGAACUUCGUAUGAUGCCGCGUGAUAAGAUCGAAUUGGUCGAACUGGACGACGAAUUCGGCGAUGCCUGGUACCUCGGCAAAAACUUGAGAACUGGCCAAACCGGUCUCUUCCCAGCAAACUUCACCAAAGCGCUUCCCCGAAAGACUCUCGCCGAGUCGCCCGUCCUCCUGGAAUCGCCCGUACAGUUGGAACCCGACGCGCCCGAUUCCUCUUUCGCGCAAAUUGGCAGCGGACAGAGUACCCCGCAGGCAUCGCGCCACGUCAGUUCCGCCGACCUCCAUUCGCCUCAGGUCGGCUCGCCAUCCCAGCAGCGAUCCGCCUCGUCCCCGCUGCCCCGGCCCAGCUUGGCGGCCGAUAUUCAGCAGGCCUUCCGCAGCCCCAUGGACAAUCACUUGAACGGUGAAGAAAGUCCGGUUAUGAAUGAAACGCUCAGCGUCAUUGACGAACAUAUCACGGGGAUGAACACUCCGCGCCACAGUGUGACGACCCAAGAACCGAAAACCAUGAACGAUUCCGCUAGCGAAUAUAGCAGCCACAUGGACCACCGGGCCUCGUAUAUCAAUGGACAUGAGACGGAUGAUGAAGAGAAGGCAUAUCCCACGGAGCAGCAGGUGCGCGGCUGGAACCAGUCGGAAACUUCCAGGUGCCUGCGCGGGCUCGAUAUCGAUGCAAAGCAUUGCGACAUCUUUGAAGAGCAAGAGAUUACCGGUGAUGUACUUCUUGACAUGGACCAAGAUUUCAUCUUCAUGAAAGAAUUCGACUUUGGUGUCAUGGGCAAACGACUCAAAACAUGGCACAAGAUCAAAGCCUUUCAGGAAGACAUCAAGGGCAGCAAUCAAGAAACAGCCCGAGGGUCGAUUUCCAGUCUCUCAGGGCCUUCCGAGGAGCGCACGCUGUCUCGCGCAGGCCACACUGGCCCGCUACUUCCCCGUAUUCCCACACUGUCGGAGAAGAAUGGCGCAACAUACCCGCGGGCCUCUGCGCCCGCGCAGCACCCGCGUUUGGCAAGCAACAACAGCUCCCCCAUGGCCCCUCACACGCCUCCCUUCAGCCAUGAUUCGCCGAGGCGAAUCUCAGCAGCGUCGAUCCGUGAUCUCAACCACGGGCGCCGUCACUCGUCCAUUGAUGCCACUCAACGGGGAUUGCCCGAGCUGGGUUCCCAUCAGAAGAAGCCUUCCUUCGACCGCUCCUGGACUUUGAACUCUGGCCCGCACACCUUGCCAGCUCGCCCAGGAACGUCACUGGGGAAUAGUUACGCUUCCCGGGGACCAGUGCCGGUUGGGUCUGACUAUUUCAAUAAGUCGCCCGUCACUACCCCUGACCAAGCCGAUGACCUAGAUCGGGGUUACUUCUCGGGCACCGAGGUUGACUCUCGCCGCACCCGCCGGGUUCUGCAAAAGCGCAGCUCCACCGGUGGAAGCAUGAACCAUUCUCGCAAGUCGAGUCAUGCGGAGGAUCCAUACAGUCUCAUCUCUCCUGCCAAGCGCCACUCUCGUGUCAGCAGUGUGGAUUCAAUCCGUGAAGCCGCAAAGCAUGUGUCUCCUGCUGCCCAGGCCUACCAUGGCACCCCGCCGAAGAGCCGGAUGCGCAGCCUAAGCACCCGCGUCUCGGAUCGAGGAAACAACUCCCAGUCCUCGAAUACCGAGAGCAAGGGCAGUGGCUUCUUCUCCAGCUUCCCUCGAGUCGGUAAGAGUGACUCGGAUAACUCCUCUCGCCCUUCGCCGACGCCAUUCCAGCCGCUGAAGAAUGCUGGUCCCAAGUUCCGCCGAGCCAUGGGUCUUCGUGCCAUCUCCGACGUUGUCGGAAAGAAACUCGAUACCUCGGCGCCUGUUUCGCCAAAGGAAUUCGACCCCUCAUCUGCUCGUACUGGGUCCACUACUCCAUCCACAUCGAAGAGCUCGGAGCGACACAGCACAGAUGGGUCUGGCAAGGCCGUUGAUGGUCAGGCAUUUGUUGUCCGCCCUCGCACGGUCAAGUCGAAGAAAGAGACCAGUGCUUAUACCCGCGGUCUCGAGAAAAAAUCACCCCAAGAGCAGAUCGACGGCUGUGACUAUAGUGGAUGGAUGAAAAAGAGAUCCUCCAACUUGAUGACGACUUGGAAGCCCCGCCUGUUCGUUCUGCGUGGCCGUCGUCUGUCAUAUUACUAUUCCGAAGACGACACCGAAGAAAGAGGGCUGAUCGAUAUCACCGCCCACCGUGUCCUUCGAGCGGAUCAAGAUCCCAUCAUUGCCCUCCACGCCACCAUCACCGGUUCAACUGCCCUACCAGCCAAUGCCAAUAAUACCGUGGACAGUACCAAUGGCACAAAGCUCACCACACCAUCGGUCAUACAAUCUCUCACCAACAAAGAUGGCAGUGGGCCAUUCUUCUUCAAACUAGUUCCCCCAAAGAUGGGCAACUCGCGCACCGUCCAAUUCACCAAACCCGCCACCCACUACUUCCAAGUGGACAAUGUUCAGCAAGGCCGCUUGUGGAUGGCUGCCUUGAUGAAAGCGACCAUUGAGCGCGAUAUGGGUCAGGCCGUUGAGAUGACCAACAAGCAAAAGACCAUCAGUCUGAAACAAGCUCGCUUGAUGAACCAGCGACCACCUGAGCUGAUGCCCGCUUCCGGGAGCACCAAGACUGAGCAAACGAUAGAUGAAGAGGAAGAGGAAGCCGCUCUUCAAAUCGACGGCUUGAACCUCUCCAAUGUUCAUUCCGCGGAAGCCAACUCCAUCAACGGCCCCAAAGAGAGCCUGGAUAACGGCUCUCACGCCUCGCGUGUUUCGCAUGUCUCCACUGGCUCCAAUUCUCCUUACCGACCUACGUCGAAUUCCAACGGAGAUCUCCACUCAGUCUUGCUCCCUGAUCCUUUGGCCAACAUGGACUCAAAGUGA
Penicillium brevicompactum is the source of this 2961-nucleotide messenger RNA. Its product is annotated as putative polarized growth protein (Boi2). The transcript is spliced from 3 exons. Gene Ontology annotation, biological process: actin cytoskeleton organization. The record is from RefSeq and is a predicted model, not a curated record. Lineage: Eukaryota; Fungi; Ascomycota; Eurotiomycetes; Eurotiales; Aspergillaceae. Gene Ontology annotation, cellular component: plasma membrane. Gene Ontology annotation, molecular function: protein binding. Bases 1 to 2961 code for a protein of 986 amino acids.